AGUCUCCUCCGUGCGCGACCCACAUUCGAGAUUUUGCCGGGGACCACAGUCUUUGUCGUCAAAUCUUUGCCGUCAUCUUCAAGAAGAACCACAGUCUGCAAGGAUGGAGAAAGAGAAAGAGCACGCAUCUCCUACAACACCUCCUACCACAGAUCCAUCAACAAAUCCAUCGACUCAGGUGAGACCAAUGUCCUUUUAUCCGGAUUUCUCAAGCUAUAUGCAUGAGGGUCAUGCACCAAUGCCACAUGCUUCCUUACCUCGUCCCGAUGCCAACCCAUCUCCAUGGACUUGUCAGGGAAAUCUUACAUCUGGAUUUCAGUCAUCAGUUAGCUCUCUGAUUGGUUUAAACUCUACAAGCUUAAGCCAUGAGGAACCCAAUCAAGAGCCAACACCUGACUCGGGGGAGGUUGAGACUUUAUGUACGCCCUCUAAAUCCAAAGAUGACGAUGAGUCUAGGACACAAAAUACAGUGCAUACUGAGGGAGCCGAUAUCAUUGAGGAGCCGAAGUUGGGGAUGGUGUUUAAAUCUGAAGAAGAGUUAGUUUCUUAUUAUAAAAGAUAUGGGAAACAAUGUGGUUUUGGGAUAAUGACACAAAGGAGUCAUAGGUUUGAGGAUGGGAGGCUCAGAUAUGUCACGCUGGGUUGUGCUCGUGGUGGAAAGGCGCGGAACCGGACGUCAAAUGUCGCGAGGCCACGUCCGACAUCAAAGACAGACUGUAAGGCAAAGAUAAAUGCUACGUUCAUUGAAGGGGUGUUGAAGGUAUUGACUGUUCACAAUUCCCACAAUCAUGGCCUAAGUCCACAAAAGUCGAGGUUCUUUCGUUGCAAUAGAGAAGUGAGCGAGUCUGUUAAGAGAGUGUUAGAUACAAAUGAUCAGGCUGACAUCAGAAUGAACAAGAGUUUCGCCUCUCUUGUGCAAGAAGCGGGUGGGUUUGAGAACUUGCCAUUCAGUGAAAAUGACUGUCGUAAUUACAUUGACAAAGCACGCUACCUUCAACUUGGGAAAGGUGGCGCUGGAGCCCUCUGUGAGUAUUUUGCUAGGAUGCAAUACAAGAAUGAUGGAUUCUUUUCACUAAUGGAUAUGGAUGAUGAUGGAAGGUUAAAGAAUGUUUUCUGGGCAGAUGCACGAAGUAGGGCAGCCUACAAAUAUUUUGGUGAUGUCGUCACAUUCGACACCACAUAUUUGACAAACAAGUAUGAGAUGCCGUUUGCACUAUUUGUUGGUGUAAACCACUAUGGCCAGUCAAUCCUUUUGGGGGCAGGAUUGAUUUCUAGUGAAGAUACAGAAACGUUUACAUGGUUGUUUCAGACUUGGUUGAAUUGUAUGGGUGGUGAAGCUCCGAAAGCUAUUAUCACAGAUCAAGAUAGAGCUAUAAAAAAUGCGAUUGCGCUCAUCUUUCCAAAUAGCCGACACAGAUUUUGCUUAUGGCACAUACUGAAAAAAGUAUCUGAAAAACUUGGUUCACAUGGUGCAUACAAAACUGGGUUGAAAAGUCAUUUGCUAAAGUGUGUGUAUGACUCUCAAACAAUAGAGGAGUUUGAGAAAUGUUGGGAAGUGUUAAUUACAACAUACAACUUGCAGGAUAAUGCUUGGUUGCAGAGUUUAUAUGCUGAGCGUAUGUAUUGGGUACCAGUAUUCCUAAAAGAAAUUUUCUGGGCUGGAAUGAGUAUAACCCAACGAAGCGAAAGCAUGAAUGCUUUCUUUGACGGCUAUGUUCAUGCUAGGACAAACUUAAAAGAGUUUGUCAAUCAGUUCGAUAAUAUUUUGAGGAAAAAGAUUGAGAAUGAAAAUGAGGCAGAUUUCCACUCAUUUAACGUCACAAUUCCUGUCAUCUCUGUCUCUCCACUUGAAAAGAUAUUUCAAGAUAUAUACACUAACUCUAAAUUUAGAGAAGUUCAGAAAGAAGUAGUGGGGAUGCUUGGUUGUCUUCCAACUCUACACAGUCAGGAUGGUGUAAUUGCAACGUACCAUGUAGAAGAUGAAGUCUGUGUUGAUGAUCUCAUCAAGGAGGUGACCCAAAAUGUGUACUUUAAUGAGGCUAAAUGCGAGGUGAAAUGCUCAUGCUCCUUGUUCGAGAUGAGAGGGAUAUUGUGUAGACAUGUAUUAGCCAUUAUGAGAGUUAAAAAAGUCCGUACAGUGCCAGAAAAGUACAUAUUAGAUCGAUGGAGGAAGGACAUAAAAAGGACAUAUACUCUACAAAGUAGUUAUGAUGUAGUUGAUGUGAGGCCAAAAGUGAGUAGAUAUUCACGUAUUAUGAAGGUAUGUUACGACGUUGCCACAAAUGCAGCAUCAUGUGAUGAGCAUGCUGAGGAUAUGAUAGAUAAAUUAUAUGCAAUGAAUGAAGUUUAUCGCACCAACAAGUCGCCCCAUCAAACUUGUUCCAACGUUGCAGUUAUAUUGGGUUGAAAGUGUAAUUGAUCGUGUUUAAUUACUUUACGCUCAAGUAUGGAGUUACAAUUUUAACUAUUAGAUUAUGUUCACAAAUGCAACUUGGGGAUGGGACACAACCAGAGCUGUAGAUGGGGAAUCUGGUUUUCAAUCCCAAUGAUAAUGUUCAUAUGGAGCUUUUCUUUGGACUACAGAAAUAAUGAUGUUGAACCGAGGGUGGGAUUGGACAGCAUUGUGGACACAUGCAGGAUUGAAGAUUUAUGGAAAUAUUUUCAUUUGAUGGUUUUGUCUUUUGUUGGUGUAUUUGUUUACACUCAAGUUACAGUAGUACAAUACAUUGUUUAUGUUUAAGUUUGGAAACUGAAUUGGUGUAUUUCAUUCUACGGUUGAGAUUUUAAGUUGUAAGUGUUAAUUAAUAUUUGUGAAGUAGGAAGUAUGUUACAGGUAUAUGCAAUGGAAUGAGAUGCUGCUUGGGCAGCCCAAACUAUAUUUUGUUAAAAUUAAAUCAGGGACUUGAAUGAGGUUCUGAUUAUAUGAAAGGGUGCAGGAAUUUUCCAUGUAA
Messenger RNA from Juglans regia (Persian walnut), 2951 nucleotides. RefSeq names its product protein FAR1-RELATED SEQUENCE 5-like. Lineage: Eukaryota; Viridiplantae; Streptophyta; Magnoliopsida; Fagales; Juglandaceae. Gene Ontology annotation, molecular function: zinc ion binding. The transcript has 5 exons. Bases 104 to 2407 code for a protein of 767 amino acids. The record is from RefSeq and is a predicted model, not a curated record.